This is a messenger RNA of Closterium sp. Naga37s-1, 1044 nucleotides long. The record is from the annotation of a GenBank genome assembly. Lineage: Eukaryota; Viridiplantae; Streptophyta; Zygnematophyceae; Desmidiales; Closteriaceae.
AUGACUCACCCCUUAUUACCGUACUCCCUGUCUCCGUUCUUUCUCCCCUCCCAGCUCGACUUCAAGGCAGCGCUUACGAUUUGGCACGUAGACAAGAUGGACUUCAUGCUGGACUUCAAGGCAGCGUUUACAAUCUGGCGUGUAGACAAACUAGACUUCAUGGUCAUGCUCGGCUGCUUCCUCAGGAUCAUCUUCGGCUCACCCGAGAUCGGCCUGCUCGUCGCCUCCGUGCUCUCUGUCCUCAAGCUGCUCCUCCGCAUCAUCCGCCCGCACAUCCGCCUGUUCGGUCUGCUGCCGGGCGGCGCCGCUACAGCCGUGAGCGUGCUACAGUUCCCCAACAGCACGCUGUGCGAGGGCAUCGUGAUGCUGAGGAUUGAGAGCCCGCUCUACUUCCCGGCCGCGAAUUUCUGCCGGCAGCGCAUCAAGAAGCUGUGUGACGCGUAUGCGAGGGGCUACCAGCAACCCGUGCGGCACUUCAUCCUGGAUCUGAGUGUCAUGCACGACAUUGAUGUAUCAGGGAUUGAUGGGCUGAAGGAGCUGCACCGAGACCUUGCAUCAAGGGAUGUGUUGCGCAAGCUGUGGGACGCCAAAUUUCUAGCCGAGAUGGGCGAGCAGUGGCUCUUUGUCACCCACCGCAAUCCCUUCCCACCACUUCUCAUCCAUUUCAACCCAACCCCCACCCCCUCCCUUCGUCCCUCCUCCAGCUCUGCCUAUCCACUCUGCCUAUCCAGUGCAUCAAGGGACGUGCUGCGCAAGCUGUGGGAUGCCAACUUUCUAGCCGAGAUGGGCAAGCAGUGGCUCUUUGUGAACCCCUUGAAACCCCUCCCACCCCUUUCAACCCCUCUGCAGCUCUGCCUAUCCGGUGCAUCAAGGGACGUCCUCCGCAAGCUGUGGGACGCCAACUUUCUAGCCGAGAUGGGCGAGCGGUGGCUAUUCGUCACUCCCGCCGAUGCUGUCAAGCUCUGUCGCUCCGUGGCUGUGGCUGCCCCUGCUGUGAAAGAGCAAGACGAGCUGCUGGCAUCGGUGCAGGUGUAUGACAUCUAA